This is a messenger RNA of Agrilus planipennis (emerald ash borer), 2710 nucleotides long. RefSeq names its product protein doublesex-like (gene dsx). Bases 1650 to 2681 code for a protein of 343 amino acids. Gene Ontology annotation, biological process: regulation of transcription by RNA polymerase II; sex differentiation. NCBI's taxonomy places the organism in Eukaryota, Metazoa, Arthropoda, Insecta, Coleoptera, Buprestidae. The transcript is spliced from 5 exons. Gene Ontology annotation, molecular function: RNA polymerase II cis-regulatory region sequence-specific DNA binding; DNA-binding transcription factor activity, RNA polymerase II-specific. Gene Ontology annotation, cellular component: nucleus. The record is from RefSeq and is a predicted model, not a curated record.
UUUAUAAAAAAAACGUGUCUUCAUUUCUAACACGGGUACUUAUUGAACCGCCCUCGUACAUCAAUUUUGGAGCAGAUUCGGGGGGGGGGGCUCAUUUGGUCUGCCGGCCCGGACUUAGUCGGUCAUUACAUUACUUAAAUAUCUAUUAUAAGUAAUAGAAAAAAGUAAUACCGUAUACAUUUGAAAACGAUUAAAUAAAGGAAAAAACACAGUACGUUAACACUAUAAAGGCCUAUCUUAAAUUUCACUCGUUUCAAUUUUUCAAACAAAACAAUUUACUGAUUUUGUAAAAAACUUAAUGAAGUCCAAAUAUGACAAUUAUUGAUUUUUUCUUUACCAAACUCAAUGAUAGUUACCUUCAAAUACACCUACAAUUUACCUAUAAUAACAUAACUUAUGAUAAGUUACUUAUCAAUAAGUAAUUUACAAUAUUCAUAAUGAGAUCUUUUUGUUCUUUUUGAAAAUUACACAUAAAGCCCUUCAUAAAUGGGGAUCAGUUUCGCAUAGAAUUGAAUGUACGUACUUUGAAACGUGCGGUUUAUAUGAUAAGCCAGGACAACGGGCGUUGUUAGUCCUGACGUGGGCGAUGAUUCGGAGUCGAAACGACGUGAAGAGGCGCUUCUCCGGCGGGCGUCAAAGUCGUCAAUCUCCUCGUCUAGGAAUGUCGUCGUCGUCGUCAUUAAUGAAAUAUUCGUUGUGCCGUAAACGCCGCUGUUGCAUGUGCAAUAUCGAAAGCUGAGCUUAAUGGCAAAAUAAAACGACCAAAAUUAAAUUCCUGCAGAAUUAGCAACUAAGUCGCGCCAUUUUUAUUAUAAAACUCGAGUGGCUGAGUACAGUGGUAGGUGGGAAGCGGUUGGAAGCGCGACGCGCUCUCUUGGUGCAAGACACUGCGUCGCAUCCUGUCCUACACUAUCCUGUCCUAUCCUAUCUUGCAAUAAAUAGAACGAACGUCGUAAACGGCUAAUAUAACCGUCUUGGUAUUUGCCAAAUUGCUACAGAAGUAGUUACCGAAUACCUGCCAUCAAAACUCGCUUCCCCGGGUUAUUACCGCAUAAAACACGGCUCUAAACUGCACUCCUCACAUGCAUUCCCCCACUGCCAAAGUCGUAAAUGAUAUACCCUUUGCCCCGCACUGCCGAUGCAAUCCUGCACAAAACUUCACCUCACUUUGACUUUGCAAGACUGACAGUUGACUUCGGGUUCAAUUACUUAUCACAACCGCCGCCGCGUGCACUCUUUUUCACACGUAUUAACAACACAGACAGCAUACUUAGGCUUCGGGAAAUUGAGUGGUUUGCCGAACACACGUAAAACGACGACGCAGCUCUACAUAUCUGCUACCUGUUGCUGUGUGCUCUCUCUUACUAUUACUACACUUACUACCAACUGCAUUCGAAACUAACUGCAAUUUUGCCGCGUUCUUCUAUUCAUCAUUGCCAUUAUCAUCAUCGCCGUCAUCAUCAUCAACAUCUUUGUUGCUGUUAGUUGUUAUUGUUGUUGACAGUUGUUCUCGUCGACCGUGAUACGAACACGUGCUCGUCAAUUUUUUCUGUGCAGUGCUAUCAGACAAUUCAACCCCGCCGAACACGACCGAUAUUUCCCUCGUUGUCGAUGUUACGUUACUAGGCGAUUCGAUUUGUGUGCGAAAAAUGACUGACACUCCGGAAUUCGAGCCCAAAAUGGAAAUAAACGCUUCCAGCACUUCGACAGCGUCGCCCAGAACACCUCCCAAUUGCGCCCGGUGCCGGAACCAUCGUCUCAAGAUCGCCCUCAAAGGACAUAAAAGGUAUUGCAAAUACCGCGCCUGUAAGUGUGAAAAAUGUCGCUUGACCACCGAACGGCAAAGGGUUAUGGCAAUGCAGACCGCUCUCCGAAGGGCUCAAGCCCAAGACGAGGCUUUGAUGAGAUCCGGAAGUAAUCCCCAUCAUAUGUUGCCCGGUCCUGUCAAGAGUCCUUCUCCAGUACAAACUCACGAUCGCAGCAGCUUGGAUUGCGACUCGUCAGCUUCCUCACAGUGCUCCACAACCCCGGUUGUUAUCGAGAAAAUGAAUUCUAUUGAUCCUGCUAUUCCUACAACGACUACUGCUUCUAUUGGAUCUAUGGGUGCUGUUACCACCGUAAUCAAUAGUAAGGAAAUAGCUGGUUGCGAAUGUACUCGUACCUAUGCAUUACAAACUACUGACUUGCUGGAAGUCUGCCAGAAGUUAUUAGAACGAUUUAAAUAUCCCUGGGAAAUGAUGCCUCUUAUGUAUGCAAUUUUAAAGGACGCACGUGGUGAUUUAGAGGAAGCGUCACGGCGCAUAGACGAGGGGCGAGGAGCUGAAGUUCUGCUCGAAUUCUGUCAGAGGCUCAAGGACAAGUUCCAGUUUUCGUGGAAAAUGAUUUCACUCGUCGAUGUGGUUUUGAAGUAUGCAAGGGAUGAUCAGGUUGAAGCCCUUAGGCAAAUAGACGAAGCAUUCAUCGAGAUUCGAGCCCUUGCGGCGGUGAAGGCUGCUCGAUACACGUACAACCACAUUCCACUUAGUCACCUGACGGCGCAUUCGAGCCUGUACCCUAACCUUUAUCCGCCCAUUUAUUUGCCACCCUUAUCCGUAUACUCUGAGGGAGUAUUGAAUGGAGUACCGCCCGGUUCUCCGACAGAAUCACAUCCAGUACCACCAAGGCCAAGGAGUAGAGCGUAAAAGUAAGCUGAUAAUUUCGUCAUUAAUUC